Molecule: messenger RNA, 5825 nt
Organism: Haplochromis burtoni (Burton's mouthbrooder)
Lineage: Eukaryota; Metazoa; Chordata; Actinopteri; Cichliformes; Cichlidae
Gene: oplah
Product: 5-oxoprolinase, ATP-hydrolysing
Exons: 29
Coding region: 1054-4983 (1309 amino acids)
Biological process (GO): glutathione metabolic process
Cellular component (GO): cytosol
Molecular function (GO): 5-oxoprolinase (ATP-hydrolyzing) activity
Source: RefSeq, a predicted model, not a curated record
UCAAAGGCUAUUUGUAGCGUCCAAAGAGAAGACUUGGUGACUUCUGCAUGUCUUCUUAAAUGCACAUAAACAUUAUCCCCUUCUUUCAACUGCUCCCUUUAGGGGAUUAUUUCCCCAUCUCUCCACCUAACUCUAGCGUCCUCCUCCUCCAUCAACCUUCUGCAUCUCCUCCUUCACUACAUCCAUGACCCUUCCAAACUGCUCAACCUGAUAUUUUAAUUUCUAAUACUGCCCAUCCCGUUCACUCCCAAUGACAAUCUUCAUAUCUUUAACUCUGACACUUCAGGUGAAGCUGGUUCGCCUCCUGUCUUUCUGUCAGUGCCACCAUCUCCAAACCAUACGUCAUAGCAGUCGUUUCCACCUGCUCCACCCACUCUGCACUCUCUACUUCACCUGUCUUCUGCACUGUGUUGCCUCGGAUGCUUGAUCCCGGGUAUUUAACCUCAUCCGCCUUCACAACAUCUACAUCUAGUAUUUUAUUACAUCUACAUCACAUUUUAUUAAUGUUACAAUUCAUCCAUUUUGCGUAUUUAAUCAGAUGGGACCACACUUCAGAACAACAAACUCUUUCAGCAAAAACCCUUUAAUCACCUUUCGGUUUCAAGGUUAUUCCUCCAGUCCGCCAUUCCUGCAGUGGACUUCCUGCGUGCCUUUUAUCGCCGUUGUCACAUUUUAUAGUGCUUUAUUGUUGUUGCUGUUUAGCAUUAAAAAACAAAACAAGCACUUAUUUUCGAGUGCACAUGAUGUUCGUUUAAGCGCAAAGUCAGUCCCACUUUCCACACCCCCUUCUUCUUUGCGAGCACUUUCACCCAGGAACUCGAUAUGCUCAAAUUAUAGACCUCGAGCUCCCUGCAAGAGUUGGGGGAGGCGGAGUUAAGACCGGACAGCGGCACCGAGGAGCUACUUCGUCGUUGUUUCUCUUGGAAAAGGAGGCAGAGCGGGGUUAUGGGAGGAGGAUUUGACCGACGUCGGAUUAUCAGAGAUUAGCAGACUAGCAGUGCAGCAGCAGUGCCCGGCGCACAGACUUGGGAGUGGCACUUUACUUUCUUCACUAUGGCCGAGACUAAGGGGAAAUUUGACUUUGCCAUCGACCGGGGUGGCACCUUCACCGAUGUGUUCGCCCGGCUGCCCGAUGGUUGUGAGAGAGUCCUUAAGCUGCUGUCCCGAGACCCCCAGAACUACAAAGAUGCUCCCACUGAGGGGAUCCGCAGAAUCUUGGAGGAGGAAACAGGGAAGGCGUAUCCCCGCGAUCAGCCUGUAGACACUUCUCUGAUUGGCUGGAUCAGAAUGGGCACUACGGUAGCAACCAACGCGCUGCUGGAGAGGGAGGGAGAAAGGACGGCGCUCCUGGUCACAAAGGGAUUCAAGGACCUGCUGCACAUUGGCACUCAGGCCAGGCCAAAGCUGUUUGACUUGGAGGUCGCGGUGCCUGACGUCCUGUACGAGGAGGUGAUCGAGGUGGACGAGCGAGUCGUCCUCAGGCAAGAUGGUUGUCAGCUGCCCAGAAAAGAUCCCGAACGGAUUGUCACAGGCGGUACUGGGGAUUCCCUUGAGGUGUGGAAGGAGUUAGACUUGGAGCAAGUAGAAAAGGACCUGAGAGGAGUUUUGGCCCGUGGUAUCACCAGUCUGGCUGUCCUUCUUCUGCACUCGUACACAUGGUCCGAGCAUGAGAAAGCAGUGGGCUCUCUGGCUCGUCGCUUGGGCUUCAGCCAGGUGUCUCUUUCCAGUGAGGUCAUGCCGAUGGUGCGGGCGGUGCCUCGAGGAUAUACAGUCUGCGCCGAUGCCUACCUCACACCCAAAAUUCACCAGUAUCUAAAAGGUUUCACCUCGGGCUUCAAGGAUGGCCUGAAGGAUGUAGAUGUGUUGUUCAUGCAGUCAGAUGGAGGCUUGACUCCCAUGGAGCAGUUCUGCGGUUCACGGGCUAUUCUAUCCGGCCCGGCGGGAGGUGUGGUGGGAUACGCCAUCACCUCUUACAGCCAGAUGGAGAAAAAGCCUGUGAUUGGCUUUGACAUGGGCGGAACGUCCACAGAUGUGAGUCGGUAUGCAGGCCAGUAUGAGCAUGUGUUUGAGGCUACCACAGCUGGAGUCACCCUGCAAGCACCUCAGCUGGACAUCAACACUGUGGCUGCAGGCGGAGGAUCGCGACUGUUUUUCAGAUCAGGGAUGUUUGUAGUUGGACCAGAGUCUGCAGGAGCACAUCCAGGACCAGCCUGCUACAGAAAAGGUGGACCUCUGACUGUGACAGAUGCUAACUUAGCCCUGGGUCGUCUCAUCCCUUCCUUCUUCCCAAAGAUCUUCGGGCCCAAAGAGAAUGAGCCUUUGUCCCUGGAAGAGACCACGAAGCAUUUCCGUCAACUCACUGAAGAGAUCAACGUCUUCCUGUCUUCAAACCAAUCACAGGCUGAUGCUAAUGGGGCCAACCACUCACACAGCAGACAAUCAGAGAUGAGCAUGGAAGCGGUUGCCAUGGGAUUCAUUCGUGUCGCCAAUGAGGCAAUGUGCCGGCCAAUCAGAGCUCUCACACAGGCCAAAGGCCACGAUACAUCUCAGCAUGUGUUGGCGUGUUUCGGGGGGGCAGGCGGUCAACAUGCGUGUGCGAUUGCCCGCUCUCUUGGAAUGAAGACUGUCUUUAUACAUAAGUACAGCGGCGUGCUGUCAGCGUACGGUCUGGCUCUAGCAGAUGUGGUGGAGGAGGUGCAGGAGCCGUGCUCUCUGCAGUACGAGCCGGCGUCCUUCAGUGAGCUUGAUCAAAGGGUUGAGCAGCUAUCCAAACGCUGCCACGAUACACUCCGUGCACGAGGCUUCACCAGCGGUCAGAUAACCACCGAGGUUUUCCUCCACAUGCGUUACGAGGGCACGGACUGCGCUCUCAUGGUUACCGCUGCCGGAUACCCCAGCAACGCCCGGUCCUGUCGAGCCGGAGACUUUCGCAGUGCCUUCACCAAACGUUAUCUGAAGGAGUUCGGGUUCACCAUCCCAGACAGACCCAUCAUGGUGGAUGACAUCAGAGUGAGGGGUUGUGGGCAAUCUGGUAUUACAUCAGUUUACAAAGCAGAAAUGGGACACAGACAGGCCAAACCAGCCACGAUAACCAAGUGUUACUUCGAGGGUGGUUACGUCGACACCAGUGUGUAUCUAUGGGAGGAGCUGCCGUGUGGUCACAGCAUCCAGGGACCAGCCAUCAUCAUUGACAAAAACAGCACCAUCCUGGUGGAGCCCUGUUGUGAGGCUCGUCUGACAGAAGGUGGUGACGUUUGCGUGACGGUAGGCUCAGACCCUCACUGCGCCCUCGGCACUGAGCUCAACACAGUGCAGCUCUCCAUCUUCUCCCAUCGCUUCAUGAGCAUCGCGGAGCAGAUGGGCAGAGUUCUGCAAAGAACCUCCAUCUCCACGAACAUCAAGGAGCGACUUGACUUCUCCUGUGCUGUGUUUGGACAGGAUGGAGGUCUGGUGUCCAACGCACCUCACAUCCCCGUCCACCUGGGAGCCAUGCAGGAGACUGUCCAGUACCAGCUCAGAUCACUUGGGAAUAAGCUCAAAGAAGGGGAUGUGAUUUUGAGUAACCACCCAUCUGCUGGGGGCAGCCAUCUCCCAGACCUCACAGUGAUCACACCGGUGUUUAGAAAAGGAGUGAGCGGCCCUGUGUUCUUUGUGGCCAGCAGGGGGCACCACGCCGACAUAGGUGGCAUCACUCCAGGCUCCAUGCCACCCCAUUCCACUUCCCUUCAGCAGGAGGGCGCUGUCUUCACUUCCUUUAAGCUUGUCACUGGUGGGGUCUUCCAGGAAGAAGCUGUAACUGAAGCUCUGAUAGCUCCAGCCCAAUACCCAGGCUGCUCUGGGACUCGAAAUCUCCAUGACAACCUGUCAGACCUGCGGGCUCAGGUGGCGGCCAAUCAGAGAGGGAGCCAGCUGGUGGGAGAGCUGAUUGACAGUUAUGGACUUGCUGUGGUUCAGGCCUACAUGGGAUACAUCCAGAGCAACGCAGAACUGGCAGUGAGGGACAUGCUGAGAGACUUUGCACGGCGGCGGCGGCGGCGGCAGGAGACGGGCUCCUUGGAGGUGGAGUCAGAGGAUUUCAUGGACGACGGAACACCAAUCAGACUGCGGGUUCAGAUUAAUGAAGAAGAGGGCAGUGCGGUGUUUGACUUCACAGGGACAGGAACAGAGGUGUGGGGGAACUGCAACGCUCCACGGGCCAUCACCCUGUCUGCUCUUAUCUACUGCCUGCGCUGCAUGGUUGGACAGGACAUCCCCCUCAAUCAGGGUUGCCUCGCACCCAUCAAUGUCAUCAUCCCUCCUGGGUCCAUCCUCCAGCCUUCCCAGAAUGCAGCUGUGGUUGGAGGAAACGUGCUCACAUCCCAGAGAGUGGUUGAUGUGAUUUUUAAGGCGUUUGAGGUGUGCGCUGCCUCACAGGGCUGUAUGAACAACAUUUCAUUUGGAAGUGAGAAAAUUGGUUAUUAUGAGACAGUUGCUGGAGGAGCUGGGGCAGGGCCGGGCUGGAACGGGCGGAGUGGAGUUCAUACUCACAUGACAAACACCCGCAUCACUGACCCAGAGAUUCUGGAGAAGAGGUAUCCAGUGGUUUUAGAGCAGUUCUCUCUCCGGCCCGGCUCAGGGGGUGCAGGGAAGUACUGCGGUGGAGACGGUGUGAUUCGUAAACUUCUGUUCAGGAACAAGGUUGUUCUGUCCGUACUGACAGAGAGGCGAUCCACUCGCCCCUAUGGCCUCCGGGGGGGAGAUGAUGGUGUAGCAGGGCUGAACCUCCUCCACAGAGCUGAAGGCAGAGUCCUCAACCUGGGAGCCAAGACCAGUGUCAGCCUUGACCCCGGGGACAUGUUCUGCCUCUACACCCCUGGAGGAGGUGGAUAUGGAAAAGAAGAGGAAGCAAACAAUAGGCCUCAGACCAAGCGAAGGCGCUUGAAUGAGACAUUCUCCGAGAGGGGUAGCAUCUUUGAAUACAGAAUGGCACAAGAGGGAGUGUGAAAAGACGUGAGAAAAGGAGGAAGAUGUCCGUGUUUAAAAGAUGCAGCACAUGUGGCGUGUUACACAGACAGACUGUGCUUACAUUUGCAGGGAAGUUGGCUAAAUACUAAUAACUCAGGCUGGGUCUGUCCUCACCAGACUAAAUAUGGCAUCAAAGGACCUUUGUAACGGACAUACAGUUGUUAUAUGUCGCAUAUCCAUCGCUCUGUUCUUAUACUGAAUCUACUCAGUAGUUUUAAUGUUUAGUUCCAUUUGAUGCUUUUUCAAAAAGCAUUAAUUUAGACCUCAAAGAGUCUUUUUUUUGUCUAAUAUCGAUUUCAAGAUGUUUUUCUUGUCCUAACAAAUCAGACAAAUAAACUCUAUUUCUACUAAAAAGAUUUUUUUUGCACCAUAGCAGUCACACACACACAGAUUUACUCAAAAUUUCAAAUGACACGACAUUGUGUCGCACAAACUUCACUCAUGAGGACAGUUUAAGCUUCAAAUGCAUUGAAACUAAACUGAAUUGUGAUCCAGGCACGUGCAGGCUCAAAUUAUUUGACCUGGAUCAUGGAUAGUUAAUGAAAAUAGUUUGAUUAGGAUGACUUCUGACAUGCCACAAAAAAAAUCCCAGGAUUGUUGAAUGUGUUGGUGCGGGGUGGGGGCUUGUCCCUGUUUAAAGUGUUGUCCCCUCCUCCCAUCUCUGGGUCAGGAAUGAUCGUGGAGCAGAGCAGGAAGGAUAGUGAGGGAGUGCAGGCAUGCGUAUGCAGCAGAUAAAGAGAUAGUGGUCACUGCAGGGGAGGCAGCAGGAGGCUGACGGCUGCUGGACGAUUGAUGCAAAUCAGCUGUGUGUGUGUGUGUGU